Cervus elaphus (red deer) is the source of this 1023-nucleotide messenger RNA. RefSeq lists its product as uncharacterized. The coding region runs from base 45 to 956 and encodes 303 amino acids. NCBI's taxonomy places the organism in Eukaryota, Metazoa, Chordata, Mammalia, Artiodactyla, Cervidae. The transcript is spliced from 2 exons. The record is from RefSeq and is a predicted model, not a curated record.
GGUCCCGACGCUGGACACGCAGGGAGCUGCAGGAGCUGGUCAGGAUGAGCCCGCCCACGGCAGCGCUGGGCCCCGCACGGCGGGGACCACAUUCUGCAGAGCCGGGAGGGCCCAAGGUCGGCGCACCCUCCGGUCAGCAAGGGCUCCGAAAAGGCACCGCGUCUGCCAGCGUCCUGGGGCCAGACUUCUUCCCGCUCUCCAUGAGAAGCCCCUCCCUGCCGGGACAGCACCCUCAGCCCAGCGGUUUUCCAGCGGUUGAGAUCUGCCUGCUGGGGCGUGAGGCCAACGGGGAGGCGGGAAGGAGACGCAAGUCCCUGGCUGUGUCCUCUGGCACACCCCACUCUCACCUAGCGCCCGGACCUUCUCUAGCCUCUCGCCGCCCUAGCAACCAGAACAGAAAAUGCAGGAAUGCUGCCGUCUUAUGUCUGUACCAACAACUUAAAAUACGUAUACACUCCCGAUCCCUGGACUGCGCUGGUGUUUGCCGCACUGGAAGCGGCUUUUUUACCGCUCAGCACUUUACACGCGUGUUCAGCUGCCGCAGCCGUGUCAGAAUCUUCUCGACCGUAGGACUCCUGCCCGCCAGACUCCUCUGUCUGUGGGAUUCUCCAGGCAAGAACACUGGACUGGCUUGCCAUGCCCUCCUCCGGGGGAUCCCCACCCGGGGAUCGAACGUGCGUCUCCUGUAUCUCCUGUAUCGGCAGGUGUUAUUUUUACUAACAGUGCCACCUGGGAACCCCCGGGCCACCAGGCGGACCAUAAGAGACACGAUCCGGGAGACAAGGAAGCCCCGCCGCGCGAGGCGGCUGGACUGUCCUGGAGGCGUCGCGCUAAGUGAGGUCAGACAGGGAAGACUCACACACAUGCCGGGCUCUCAGGGCCAAAGUCACACAAACAGAAACGGAGGAGAAACUGGCUGCCAGGAACUGAGUGCUGAACAACAGGAGAGGUGGUGAAAGGCGACAAGCCCUCACCCACAGGACGAGUGAGCGUUUAACGUACAACAGUGAGUGUGCGGAGCAC